This is a messenger RNA of Cynara cardunculus var. scolymus (artichoke), 3027 nucleotides long. Its product is annotated as FT-interacting protein 1. The record is from RefSeq and is a predicted model, not a curated record. The coding region runs from base 1 to 3027 and encodes 1008 amino acids. NCBI's taxonomy places the organism in Eukaryota, Viridiplantae, Streptophyta, Magnoliopsida, Asterales, Asteraceae. The transcript has a single exon.
AUGAGCAAAGAUAAGCUGGUAGUGGAAGUGUUAGGGGCCCACAACUUAAUGCCUAAAGAUGGAGAGGGUUCUUCUUCUGCCUUUGUUGAAGUUGAGUUUGAAGGUCAAAGACAAAGGACCCAAGUCAAAUACAAAGACCUUAAUCCCGUUUGGAAUGAGAAGCUUGUGUUCCAUGUAAACGACGUCGCUGACCUCCCUUACAGAACCAUCGAAGUCAACGUCUUCAACGAGAAACGCUCCAACAACAGCCGCAAUUUCUUGGGCAAAGUUAGGGUCUCCGGCACCAGCAUUGCCCGUGAAGGCCAAGAAGAAGUCAUCCCUCAACUCCACACGCUUGAUAAAAGAAGCCUCUUUUCGCACGUGCGUGGGGAGAUCACCUUCAAGUUAUACUUGUCUGUCAAGGAGCAUGUUAAAGGCGGCGGCGGUGGAGGAGCGGUGGUGGUUCCUGGUGGGGUUUCCAAGAAAAACAAGAAGUUCCAACAGCAACAACAGCAGAGCGCGAGCACAGUUGUUCAAAAUCACCAGCAAAUGGUUGGGGUUGGGGGUCAAGAAAACAAGAAAAUGACUCAUCCGAACCAGAUGACAAACAAACCCGAGCCGAACCAGGGUGAACUAAAGCCUGUUGUCAUCACUUCCAUCCCGGGUCCACCCAUGAACGUGGCGGCACCCGGCGGAGUUGGUGGUGGUCGCAUGGGGUUGUUUUCCGGUGGGUCAAAUGAAUACUCUUUAAAAGAAACAAACCCGCAUCUUGGUGGGGGUCUGUUAAACAAAGACAAAACAAGUUCAACCUAUGACUUGGUGGAGCAAAUGCAGUAUCUUUACAUAAAACUGGUGAAGGGUCGUGACAUUCCGGUGGUCGGCGGUGGAGAGGUGGUGGCGGAGGUGAAACUUGGAAACUACAGAGGGAUUACGAAGAGGGUUACUUUGAACAAUGCAGAAUGGGACCAAGUUUUUGCAUUUUCCAAAGAUACAAUACAAUCAUCAAUGGUGGAGAUCUUUGUUAAAGAAAGGGACAAAGAUGAUUUCUUGGGUCGAAUUUGGUUUGAUUUGAAUGAAGUUCCUAAAAGGGUCCCACCAGAUAGUCAAUUAGCACCACAGUGGUAUAGAAUGGAUGAUAAAAGAGGGGAAAGAGGGAAAGGUGGUGAAGUUAUGGUGGCGAUUUGGUUUGGGACACAAGCAGAUGAAGCAUUUUCAGAGGCAUGGCAUUCAAAGGCUGCAAAUGUGCAUUUAGAUGGGCUUUGUUCGAUUCAAUCCAAGGUAUAUCUCUCACCUAAACUAUGGUACUUAAGGGUUUCUGUGAUUGAAGCACAAGAUGUUGUUUUGGGUGAAAAGGGGACGUCCGUGAUGAGGUAUCCUGAGCUUCAUGUCAAGGUGCAAGUGGGAAACCAGGUUUUGAAAACCCGAGUGGCUCCGGCCAUGGCGAACCGUAGUCUUUCGAACCCGUUUUGGAAUGAGGAUUUGAUGUUUGUGGUGGCAGAGCCGUUUGAGGAUUAUGUGAUGCUUUCGGUGGAGGAUUGGAUUGGUCCAAGCCGUGAGGAGGUUGUGGGUCGGGUUGCUUUGCCGGUUUCGGUUGUUAGCCGGAGGUUGGAUUCGAAGGAAGUGGCUUCGAGAUGGUAUAAUCUCGAUGGGCAUUCGAAUAACCCGAAUGAUGCCAAAUCGGUUGUGAGGUUUGCUUCUCGGAUCCAUAUACGUGCCACACUCGAUGGCGGGUAUCAUGUGCUUGAUGAAGCCACCAUGUAUAGUAGUGAUGUUCGUCCUACAGCCAAACAGCUGUGGAAGCCUCAUAUCGGUGUUCUUGAGAUGGGUAUUUUGGGGGCUUCUAAUCUUAUGCCUAUGAAGAUCAAAGAAGGUAAAGGUGGAUCCACUGAUGCUUAUUGUGUGGCGAAAUACGGGCAGAAAUGGGUCAGGACCCGAACAGUCGUGGAUAGUUUGUCACCGAAGUGGAACGAGCAGUACACUUGGGAAGUUUUCGAUCCUUGUACGGUUAUCACAAUUGGGGUUUUCGACAAUUCACGGGUCGAUAAGAACCCGGCUGGUGGGACCCGUGACUCGCGGGUCGGAAAGGUUCGGAUCCGGUUGUCUACGCUGGAGUCGGAUCGGGUUUAUACCCAUGCAUACCCACUCCUUAUGUUGCAUCCUUCUGGUGUGAAGAAAAUGGGUGAGCUUCAUUUGGCUGUUAGAUUCUCUUGUGCUAAUAUGCUCAAUAUGCUUCAUAUGUACACCAUGCCGUUGCUACCAAAGAUGCACUACGUACGACCCUUAUCUGUGAACCAAUUAGACAGCUUGAGGUACCAAGCCAUGAAUGUGGUGGCAUCUCGGCUCAGCCGAGCCGAGCCGUCGUUGGGGAGGGAAGUGGUCGAGUACAUGCUCGAUCACGAUUCUCAUAUGUGGAGCAUGAGGAAGAGCAAAGCCAAUUUCUUCCGGCUCACAAACGUGUUGGCUUGGCUUGUGUUCAUGAACCGGGUGAUCGACGCGAUGCGGAACUGGAACAUGCCGGUUUACUCAAGCAUGUUCGUGCUCGCUUUUAUGAUCAUGGUAAUGAUGCCGGAGCUCAUCAUACCGUCGAUACUUCUCGGCUUCGCAGUAAUCGGACUAUGGAGAUACCGAUCACGCCCCCGUCACCCACCGCACAUGGAUACCCGUCUCUCGUAUGCCGAAGGCGUUCACCCCGAUGAGUUAGACGAAGAAUUCGACUCGUUCCCGACCAGCAGAAGUGCCGAGGUCGUGAGGAUUCGGUACGACCGGCUGCGGAGUGUGGCGGGGAGAAUCCAGACGGUGGUUGGAGACAUGGCGACUCAAGGCGAACGGUUCCAAGCGUUGUUGAGCUGGCGAGACCCGAGGGCCUCGUUCUUGUUUGUGGUGGUCUGUUUCUUUGCUGCAUUUGGGUUUUAUCUGGUGCCGGUUCGGUGGGUGGUGGCGAUGUGGGGUUUGUAUUUCUUGAGGCCGCCGAGGUUCAGGAACAAGUUGCCAUCGAGUGCGGUUAGUUUCUUCAAGAGGCUGCCAACAAUGGCUGAUAGCAUGUUGUAG